Molecule: messenger RNA, 10411 nt
Organism: Fukomys damarensis (Damara mole-rat)
Lineage: Eukaryota; Metazoa; Chordata; Mammalia; Rodentia; Bathyergidae
Gene: Trim66
Product: tripartite motif containing 66
Exons: 21
Coding region: 1059-5237 (1392 amino acids)
Molecular function (GO): zinc ion binding; protein binding
Source: RefSeq, a predicted model, not a curated record
GUGAUAUAGCUGUAUGCAAAGUCAGUGAUCAUAGUAUAUUAAUCCUUUUGUAGUCUGGUGUUCAUUUCAUUCUGUGACAUUUUUUCCUGUAUCAUUACCUAGAGUUCAAGAUUAUUAUUAUCAUUAUUUUUUUUUUUGUACCAGGGAUUGAACUGAGGACCUUGUGCUUGUGAGGCAGGUGGCAGCACCACUGAACUAAAUCCCCAGCCCUCAAGAUUAUUCUUACUAGCUGAAGAGUAAUUUAUCUUUGGCAUGUACUUUAUUAAGCCAUUUUCUUGUGAAUCUAUUUUAUUUGUUUUUGUUUGUAUAUUGUAUUCUCUGCUGUUAGAGACAAGGAUGCAAGCCACAUUUCUGUUGAUAGUUUUUUCUUCCUCUGUUGAACAACUCAUCUAGGAUAAAUUCCCAGGAGUGACAUUGCUGGAUUAUAGGGGUAGAUGAUCCAGAGUUUUUAAACCUUCAUAAACUCUCUUAUGGAAUGAAGCAAUAGUUUUGUUUUGUUUUAAUUAUUGGAGAAAACACCUGAGAAAUCUACGUGUGGACCUCAGCUUGCAAAUAUAUCAGUAGUUCAGCAUGGCAUCUGAAAUCAGAAGGACUGAAUUUGAAUCCAAACUGUGCCACCUGCCAUGAGCGUGUGAAUCCCCUCUCCCAGCUCAAUUUCUUCAGCCAAUUCCAAAAAAAUGGUUCUAUUUAACACGUAGAAGUGUCAUAAUCCUUAUUUCUAAGGUUCAUUGUGGGGAUUGAAAUGUACAUAUGGUACUUGGCCUAAACUUUGCACCUAAUAAAUUUCUUACCCUUUUCGGCAGUUAAAACUUGGAUCAAACUUGUCUACCAGUAAGGAGAUCUGGGACACUUUUGAGAGCGAAUAAACCUUGUCAGAAACAUACGACCUGGCCGACACCUGCAGGUUUUGUAUACCGCGGCAGAGGCCGGAAUCUUUCUGGGCUCAAGGUCAGGGUUCAGGCUGAAGAUAGCUCCGGGGAGGGGCAUGAGCUGUACUUGUAAGGCUUUGUUCUCCAAGGCUUCUCUGAUCUGCCCAGGAACUCCCCCUCCCAAAAGAAAUGUCACUCUGUUCUGUGCUUCGCUUACAGGGAGUAGAACUUGCUCGCUGUACACACUGCUUCACGCCUGAGGAUGUCACUGGAAAAGCCCCUGUCCUGGGUACGGGCACAGGCAUGGGCAUGGGUUUUUGGAGACAGCCGCUAGUUGGCCAGAAACACUGCUCUAAGGACAUAAAUACGAAAGCUCUGGCACCGACCUGCUCCUUGUGUGGGCAGGAUCUGCAUGAUACUGGCUGUCGGCUUCUACCCUGCCAACAUUUACUCUGUAAGGAUUGCUUUCAGGGGUUGAUGCAGGAACUGGGCCACGUUGCCAAGGCUCACGGGACCGUUCCAGAUGAGCUCAUCUCCUGUCCUGGGUGUAACGGAGUAUAUCUUACCAGGGAUGUAACUGAACAUCUUUUUCUACAGUGCUUUCCUCCUGAGCAACUCAAAAUGGCCAGGAACUGCUCUGAGUGCAAGGAGAAGAGGGCAGCACACAUCCUCUGCACCUACUGCAAUCGCUGGCUGUGCAGCUCCUGCACAGAGGAGCACCGUCAUGGCCCUGCCCCAGGGGGCUCGCUGUUUCCCCGCUCCCAGAAGGGAUCUCCAGGAGUGAAUGGCGGUUCUGGAGACUUUGCCUUGUACUGUCCUCGGCAUACACAGGAGGUGCUUAAGCUGUUCUGUGAGACAUGCGAUGUACUCACGUGCCAUAGCUGCCUGAUGGUGGAACACAAAGAACACAGGUGCAGACACGUUGAAGAAGUUCUACAAAACCAGAGGAUGCUUUUAGAAAGUGUGACUACGCAGGUGGCACAUAAGAAAUCCAGUCUACAGACAUCUGCAAAGCAAAUUGAGGACAGGAUUUUUGAAGUGAAGCAUCAGCACCGGAAAGUGGAAAACCAGAUCAAAAUGGCCAAGAUGGUUCUGAUGAAUGAGUUGAACAAACAAGCCAAUGGACUCAUAGAGGAGCUGGAGGGCUCUGUUUUCUCUCUGUGUACCCAGGGCAUUACUAAUGAGAGAAAACGGAAGCUGGAACAGCAGUUACAGAGCAUCAUGGUUCUGAACCGUCAGUUUGAGCAUGUGCAGAAUUUCAUCAAUUGGGCUGUCUGCAGCAAAACCAGUGUCCCUUUCCUCUUCAGCAAAGAGCUGAUUGUGUUUCAGAUGCAACGAUUGCUGGAGACAAGUUGUAACACAGAUCCUGGCUCUCCUUGGAAUAUCAGAUUCACCUGGGAGCCUAACUUCUGGACCAAGCAGCUGGCUUCCCUCGGCUGCAUAACUACUGAAGGUGGACAGCUGUCCCGGAUAGAUACUCCCGCUUAUGGAGGCUUACAGGGGCCAUCAUCCUUUUAUCAAAGUCACCAGUCCCCAGUGGCUCAGCAAGAGGCCCUUAGCCACCCCUCGCACAAGUUCCAGCCUCCAGCACUGUGCUCCUCCUCUGUGUGCUGCUCCCACUGCUCUCCAGUCUCACCCUCACUCAAAGGCCAGGUCCCCGCACCCAGUGUACACCCAGCCCACGGCUUUAGGCAGCCCUCUGAGAUGGUGCCCCAGCAUCUGGGGUCCCUGCAGUGCUCCACCCUGCUGCCCAGGGAGAAGGAGGUGACCUGCAAUCCUCACCCGCCAAAGCUGCUGCAGCCCUGGCUAGAAACUCAGCCCGCGGUUGAGCAGGAGAGCACAGCCCAGAGGCCCGGGCAGCAACUGACCUCCCAGCCUGUGUGCAUUGUCCCCCCACAGGACGUUCAGCAAGGAGCCCAUGCCCAGCCCACUUUACAGACCCCCUCCAUCCAAGUCCAGUUCGGCCACCACCAGAAGCUGAAGCUCAGUCACUUUCAGCAGCAGCCACAGCAGCAGCUGCCCCCUCCGCCCCCUCCCCCACCUCCGCUCCCACAGCAACCAGCUCCAACUCUACCUCCAUCCCAGCACCUGGCUUCCAGUCAGCAUGAGAACCCCCCUGGGCCCGCCUGUUCUCAGAAUGUGGACAUAAUGCACCACAAAUUUGAGCUGGAAGAGAUGCAGAAGGACUUGGAGCUUCUCCUUCAGGCCCAGCAGCCCAGCCUGCAGCUGAGUCAGACCAAGUCUCCUCAGCAUCUUCAGCAAACCAUUGUGGGGCAGAUCAACUACAUUGUGAGGCAGCCAGCACCUGUCCAGUCCCAGAGCCAGGAGGACACCCUCCAGGUUACAGAUGAGCCUCCAGCAUCAGAAGGCCCAAAGCCAGCUCUCCCUCCUGACAAGAACACUGCUGCUGCCUUGCCCCAGACCCCUGGGGAAGAAACUCCUCACAGUGUCCCUCCAGUGGACAGUAGUGUCCAGCACUCCUCUCCGAAUGUGCAUUCCACCUCCGUGAACAUCAUGGGCUUUUCCAACUCUCUGGAGAUGGAGUUGUCAUCUACCAGGCUGGCGAGGACCCUAGAGCCACAGAUGCAGAGCGUGAGCAGUCUGACUGCUGGCGCUCAGCAGGCAGUACCAAGUCUGCUGAGUGGCCCCCCACAUACUGUGUCCAGCUGGACAAGUGUUCAAACUCACACCAUGCCCAGCCUGACAACCAGUCACCUACAGGCCAUGCCAGGCCUUGUACGUGGCACAUUCCAGUCCAUGCCCAACCUGAUAAGUGAUUCCCCCCAAACCAUCACAACCUUAGCAAGUGAUCACUCACAGGCUGGGCCCAGCCUAACAUCUGGUCACAUGCAGGCUGUGCCAAGUCUGACGACUUGUCCUCUGCAGAGCGUACCCCCAGUUUCUGACAUGCAGCUGGAAACUGGGCCCAGUUCCAAUCCUGGCUGUAGCAGAACUACAGAGAGCCUGUGCCCCAAGGAUGGGGCUGAUUCCUCCCUGGAGACUGCCCUAUGUAAGGUGGAAAGUGAGGAUCCCACUCGAUUCACUGACUCAUUGGGACAAGGCCCCCCAGCCCCUGGUCUGGAUGCUCCCAGGGACUUGGCUAUUCCCUCAGAACUGGAGGAGCCAAUUAACCUCUCUGUGAAAAAACCUCCACUGGCCCCAGUGGUCAGCACACCUACAGCUCUGCAGCAGUAUCGGAACCCAAAAGAGUAUGAGAAUUUUGAUCAAGGAGCCCUAGAAUUGGUUACAAAGGAAAACCAGAGCACCAGGACCUUCAGUAGAGAGCCCAAGAUUCCCUACGUACGACUGGAACGACUCAAGAUCUGUGCUGCUUCCUCGGGAGAGAUGCCUGUGUUCAAGCUGAAGCCCCAGAAGAAUGAUCAGGAUGGGAGCUUCUUGCUGGUCAUUGAGUGUGGCACUGAGUCCUCCAGCAUGACCAUUAAGGUCAGCCAGGAUAACGUGCCUGAUGCCAUCCAGGCCCCAGGUCUGGGGGGAAGAAAGGUCACUGUCACUUCUCUGGCUGGGCAGCGGCCACCAGAGGUGGAAGGCGCAUCUCUUGAAGAACACAGACUCAUUCCUCGAACUCCUGGAACCAAGAAGGGUCCCCCAGUCCCAAUAGAGAAUGAGGACUUCUGUGCUGUGUGCCUCAACGGGGGAGAGCUGCUGUGCUGUGAUCGCUGCCCCAAAGUGUUCCACCUCUCCUGCCACGUGCCAGCCCUGCUCAGCUUCCCAGGGGGAGAGUGGGUGUGUACCUUGUGCCGCAGCCUGACACAGCCUGAGAUGGAGUACGACUGUGAGAAUGCCCGCUACAACCAGCCUGGACUGCGGGCACCUCCUGGCCUGAGUGUAUGUGACCAGAAGAAGUGUGAGAAGCUGGUCCUGUCCUUGUGCUGCAAUAGCCUCAGCCUGCCCUUCCAUGAACCUGUCAGCCCCCUGGCCCGGCAUUAUUACCAGAUUAUCAAGAGGCCCAUGGACCUGUCAAUCAUCCGGAGGAAGCUACAGAAGAAGGACCCAGCUCACUACACCACCCCAGAGGAGGUGGUAUCAGAUGUGCGCCUCAUGUUCUGGAACUGUGCUAAAUUCAAUUAUCCUGAUUCAGAGGUUGCAGAGGCUGGCCGCUGCCUGGAGGUGUUCUUUGAGGGCUGGUUGAAGGAGAUCUACCCAGAGAAACAGUUUGCCCAGCCAAGACUGGAGGACUCGGACUCCGAGGAAGUGUCUAAUGAGAGUGGAUGUUCCAUGCCUCAGGGCUUCCCAUGGCCUCCCUACAUGCAGGAAGGCAUCCAGCCCAAGAGGCGGCGACGGCACAUGGAAAAUGAAAGAGCAAAGAGAAUGUCUUUCCGCUUGGCAAACAGCAUCUCACAGGUGUGAGAGCUGGAAGGAGACUGAGCACUCUGGUGUCUGGUGUCCUGUCCUGUUGACCAUUGCUCCCCAUCCUUCAACUUAUUCUCUUCAGAAUGUGGAUGUGAGAUGAGUCUUGUUGAGCUGUGUAGUGCUCUUCCUUGCCAUUUACAUCUAUAGCAUUUAUUUGGAGCCAUAGUGCAUCCACUGCAGAGAAGAUUUCAGUAAUAAAACAGGAAAAAGGGGGAAUCUUCCUUAUUGCCAGAGUAAUCAUAUUAUAGGACCAUGCCUGGUCAGGCUCCAGAGGACCUAACUUCCUUGGUGAAUUCCUCUGCUGAAGAAUGCAGACCUUUCUCACCUUUUAUUGGCCAGGGCUCAGCAGCAGUGUAUGUAUCUGAACUCCUCCUGGCUCAGAAGUGGGUAAAAGAAGGGAGUGAGGUUUGGACAUAUGGUUGGCCUGUGAUCCCUGGCCCAGCACAGCCAAAGACUGUCACUGUUUACCAUUGUUUGUCCUGUUGGGACAGAGUACCUGCCACAGGCAGAAUUAAUGGAGGCUUCUAGAGGCCGUAGGUCUCAAUUGGUGCCUAUUUGGUUCUAACGGUUUCCAGGGUAUUUGUUUUUCAUAUUUCCUUUCCUGAAGUUGACUUAGGUCACUGCCGUGAAAGUACCCUGGGGGUAUGGCAUUCUUGCUUGACUGGGUGGCUGUGCAGAGACCACUUUACAUCUUCUGGCUCAGAUUUCACUUGCCUCAAGAUGUCAACUUCAGAGUCCGCCUUCUGUGCCACUUACUUUGCGCUAGUAGCAUUUCUCAGUGUAAAAUCCCAUCUCCCUAGAAGUGAUUGUUGUGUUUGUCGGUGGCCACCCCUUCCUCAUCCCCAUUCAGACAUCUGGAUCUGAGUUCUUCUUGGGAAAACUGUGAAGCAGCUGCUGUCCUCUUCAGGCACAAAGUUCUCUGGGAGUGAGAGUGACUCAGAACUGGCUCACUCUGCCAGGGCCUCUCCUGCUUAGAGUCUAUCUAGUUCUUCACCUCUCCAAGUUCACAGAGCCAAAGAUCAGAAGUGAGUCCUCUGACUUGCCUGCCUGCAGGCUGUCCUCAGUCUGGAAAAAGCCAACACUCAACUGGCAUCAUUUUAGGUUGGAGGAUGGAGAAGGCCAUAGGGACUAGCAAUAGCCUAGACAUUCCUGGGGAAAUGCUGUCAAGGUGGAGAAAGAGAAGAUCAAGAGGUGAGAAAAUGGUGUCCUUUGAUGACCCCGAAGCAAUUUCAGGACCUUAUUUAUCUUAGAAUGUAGAAAUAAGCAUUUUGGAAGCCAUGGGAACAGGAGUUCAAGUCUGUAUCUCAAAUGGACCUUCAUGGUCAUGUGGAGUAUUUGUAUAGACAGAAAAUGGGGCAUAGGCUUCCUCUCAAGCAAGGGCUGGAUUGAGAAGAGACCCGUUGCUGAUACUGUUGGAGGAUUUAUGGACCAGGCGUUUCAGGGACCUGGCCCUGAGACAGCUUUUCCUGGUCCUGUCAUAGUACGGUUAAUUUCAGGGAAGUCUCAGGUCAUGGCUUUGUUUUUACUAGGAGAUGCAAUUUAAAGAAGUUCUUGUUUAUAAGGCCUUUGUGGAUGAGCAAUUUUUUUUUUAAAGUCAGAAAACAUUUCUUCUUCCCUCAUGAGUUAUGGUACUACUCAUUUCCUUCUCACCCAGGGUGAAAGAUCAUCUUCAUGUCAUAGAAACCUUGCCAUUGCCUUACCAUUCUUUUAGCAGCACUUGCCAAGCUCUCCUGAGUAGAUGGGUUUCCAUAAUCCUGCUUUCUAGUUUGGGGUAACCAAGUCUUCACUGUAAUCUUCAGGCAAGUAGUCUUCAGGCAAUCUCUGGACUCAGGCCUGAAUCUUUGGUGGCUCACAUGACUUUCUGGUUUGGGCUCUGGCCGUUUCCCUUUCAGUUUUUGAAUUUUCUCUGUAGCUGGCUUAGCAAGGCUCCUUCUGUACUCACUGCACUAAUUCUUGUCCUUAGUUAUUUUUCCUUCAGGUGACCCACAUUUCCAUCACCCCCGAGUGAAGGUCAUAGUAUUGUGUAUUGGAAAGCCCAAAAAGGCGGUGACAGGCUCAAACCUGGUUGAGAUGCUUUCAGAGAAUCAUUUGGAGACCACAAAUAUGAAGCAGAAAUGCCUGGUUAAAAGUUUGACUUCCCUUCUCCCAGUAAAGCUCCCAGUUUGGGUGUGGUCUGUUGGGCUCACUCAGGGGUCAGCUGCUGGACUGAGGGAUGUGGUAAGGAGUCCCAUAUUCCCUUCUGGUCAGAGACUCCAUGCUGAGAGGCUGGCUCCCUUUAGGCAGCUGAGCAAGGAGAGUUGGAAAGCAAGGGUAUCCUGGCCCAUCUUAUCUUCCCAACACUGGUUAUUUUAUGGCAUUACCUUUUUCCUGGCUUUCCCUAAAUACUCAGCACCAAUUUUUUAGUCAUGGCUUUGUUUUAUUUUAUUUUUGCAUGCAGAAGACAGAACAUGACUUUUUAUAAAUAAAAAAAAAAAUCCUGCUUGCCAAGUAACUGCCUUCGGUGGUUCUUUGCUGACCUUUAUACUAAUCUAGCAUUGACUUGUUCUUAUAGUAGCCCCAUUUUGAAGUCAGUCAUGCUCUUCAGGCCUUGACAAUGUCAUGCCAUGAAAAUAUAGUGAGUAUGGAGUUCUCACAAUAUAGCAUACAGAGCCUGAGAAGAAAAGUUGGUCUUGGUUGUGAUUAGAAAAAGGAUGGUAGUGUGGCUUUAGUUGAUGCAAAGGGGAUUUUAGUGCAGAUCAAACUCAGAAAGCAUUCUUCUACAGAUUGUGAGUUGGUUGACCCUCCCUGAGUUGUAGAAAUUGCUAACUACACACUUUGACCGCCCCAGUAACCCCUUGCUGAGUGGUGGCCACCAGGCCCUCCUUAGACCCUACUCGUUGUCAAGCCUACCAUUAACUCAGUAGACUCUGGCUUCUUGUACCCAUUUCUGGCAACAGGUCUUUCCUGGCCCUUAGUACCUGGGCCCCUCUUUGUUUGUUCCUGGGCUUUGCUCUGCUCUCUUCUCACAUCAUGGGAUCACCCACUGCCUUCCUGAGCUGAGCCUUUGCUCUAGCUGGCUGGUGGAGACUCCUGUGCUUCAUCCUCUGCUCCCACACUCAUUACUGCCCAAGUCACCUGCUCCUUUAGUCCAUUUCCAUGACCUCAUCCCUCUCUCUUCCUAAACCUUUGGUCUUCCCCUGAGCUUCUUCCUCUUCCCAAUUUGACCUCAGGAUCCAUCACCAGACAUUCCUAUCAGCAGCCUGAACUUUCCCAUCUUCUCAACCAUUCUCCAUUUUCUGCAUCAGCCUAUUUUCUGCCCCUUCCUCCUUGCUGCUAAGCGAGACAGAUUCAUAGUUGGCAGGCUCAGUAUUGAUUGAAAAUUCUUUAACUUGCUGUUGACCUCCUUUCUCAUCCAUGACCCUUCUCUUUUGUUCUCAGCAAAUGACUGACCUCAUUGUUUACUUCACAGAAGAGAGCUCCUAAAAGGAGACCUUCCUUACCCACCACCGAUCCCCUCUCCCUCCUGUUGAUCUGCGUGUGUGCCCUCCUCACCUCCUUCCCUGUUGCUCCUAGUUCUCUAUUCCUUGAAUCCUGCUAUAUGCCCACCAAAGCUUUGUUACCUCACUUAUGCCUCUGCUCCCAUUUCCUGGGAGCUUCAGCCUCCCUCUCCAUUAGUUACUUCUACAUAGCCUACAAACAACCAAAGUUCUCCCAAGAUUAAAAUAAAAACGUUUAGAGUCUAUUGUCCCUUUCAGUUUUUCUGUCAGCCAAGUUUAAUUUAAAAAUAGUUUUCUGUUGAUUCUUCUCAGUUAUUCUUCAGAUGUCUAUAAUUUUGCAUAAAAGUCACCAGUGACCACCCACUUGCCAAAUCAAAUAAAUACUUUGUAGUCCUCAACUGCCUUGAACUCUUCAUAGCAUUUCUCCCCAACCACCACUCUCGCUGUGAAAUAUCCUCUUUACGUGCUUUUAGGAUACCACAAGUCUCUGGAUUGUCCUCAUUCCUCCCAGACCCUUGAAACCUAGAUAGGGGACAUGUCUGUGGCUGUCUAUAGUUUCAGCUCUCUGGGAAUUGGAUAGGUAGGAAGAAUCACAGCUGCUUCUGAUUUUACCCUCCAUGCCUGUUUUCUUUGAGGCUCCUUCUCCUGGACUCAGUUCUUCUUAUGCCAAGCGUGUUUAUGAGUCCUGCUGGGAGGACAGUAUCUGUGAGUCCUUCUCCCUGCUUCUUUUAAUAAGCAUAUACUGUAUUUUAGCCAUCUGUAGGGGCCCAAUCUCCAUCAACCUAAGAGGAUGGAUUGGAUUUUGUAGUAUCCAAACCACAGUCAGGCUAAACCAGAUCACCAGGAUGGUAGGCAGCUCAUCACCAUGACCUCACACUAGUUAGAACAUGCCAUAGUCAGUAGGGAGCCCAGUAUCAUGGUAAAACAUGAUUUCAUGUAUGGUUCAGUGCUUCAGCCGGGAGAACCCUGACAGGGUGGAUGUCUACCACAAAUAACAUUCUGAGGGAGAGGUGACUGGGGAGCGCUGUAGUUCCUCACCUGCCAGAGCUUAGCUAGAGUCAGCAUAACUCCCUUUUGCUGGGUCUUUCGCACUUAUGCAGAUCAUCACCACCUGCUUGCUCCACAUGUUCCUGGAGCUGGAGGCAGAUGUUGGUUACUUGGAGGUAAGGAGGUAUAGUAGAAAUAUGUGAUUCAAGAGUCUGAACACCUCAAUUUUGGCCUUGCUAAUUAUGGGCGGUGUGACCUUGGGCUUGGUUUCCUUAUUUAUAAAGUUGGGGUAGAGGUGGAUGAGAACAGUGGUCUCUCAGAGACUCUCCAGCUCUACAGAUCAUAACUGGGUCUCUGAGGCUAGCCACACAGGGACAGUGGAACUCCAGGUGUGGGACACAGCCAAGGGAAUCCUGAUCAGGGGAGGGUAAAGGGUUCACAGGCCAAAUGGAACUGCUUUGAGGGAAGCCCUCAUCAGUUGGUGCUGUUCUUGAGCUAUAUGCCCAUUCCUCAAGAUGUACCCUUCUUAAAUAUCUAGGAUGAGUUCCUCAUAGACCUUUUGGUCUAUGUAGCCAUUGGAUCUGCAGUGGCUAGGGAUGGGAGGAGUGUUGUAAGGGGAGGUAUAACUGAUUUUAAAAGAACCUACACAUUCAAGAAUAAAUAAAAAAUAGUACUUUUCUUUACCAGCAAUUGUGUCCUAGAGUGUUU